Myotis daubentonii (Daubenton's bat) is the source of this 4179-nucleotide messenger RNA. It is a transcript of the gene HASPIN, whose product is annotated as histone H3 associated protein kinase. Gene Ontology annotation, molecular function: ATP binding; histone H3T3 kinase activity. The record is from RefSeq and is a predicted model, not a curated record. NCBI's taxonomy places the organism in Eukaryota, Metazoa, Chordata, Mammalia, Chiroptera, Vespertilionidae. Gene Ontology annotation, biological process: intracellular signal transduction; mitotic cell cycle; protein phosphorylation. Gene Ontology annotation, cellular component: cytoplasm; nucleus.
CCGCCCUGCACGUGCUUUCGGGGUAAACUGCGGGCAAGUUGUAUCCGGGCCCUUCCCGUCACCCGCUUCAGACCCUCCUCGCUCCCUGGCCUCUCGGCGCCGCCGCGCUCACCUGAACCGCCUCGCUCCCACAAGCGCGCUCCGGACGCUGGGUGCACAGGGUGUGAGCCUGGAACGAGAGCCAUCGCCGCGACGAAUGAGGACGCGAAACCGCCGUGGGAAAGCGCCCCCUGCCAAACCCGCGAGCCCGGGGUGAUACGCAUGCGCGCAGGAGGAGGGGGGGGGGGCGCUAGGACCCGACGUGCCGGCCGGCCGGCCGGGGGGCGUGUCCACGUCCACGCCAGCGUCCUCCGGAAGUCUCGCGAUGUUUGCAUUUGAACAGUUUGGCGGGUGAGAGCCAUGGCGGAGCCAGUCCCGCGACCCCGGAACCGGCUCUUACGAACGUAUGGGGCUGUGGGCGGCGGGGGGCCGCGGUGGCGGUCGGGCCGGGCCGGCGCGCAGUGGUUCGCGCCUCAAGAUUCAAAGCGUUUCUUCAGCAGCACCAGCAGCAGCAACGCCAGCAGUGACGACCCCUCGCCGCCCGCCGCCUCCGACGACUCUGACGACCCCGACUUCUGCAGCGAGGUGGGUCCGCGGCGGAGGCGAGCUGGCGGGCGAACCUCCAAGGCCCGGCCGAGCCUGAUGAUGACUCCGAGACGCCUGAGGCUGCGAGCGCGGCCGCCGCGGAAGUGCAGCACGCCCUGCAGCCCACUCGGGCCGCCGCCCUUCCCCAGCAGCACCCCGGGCCGCCUCAGCCCGGACCUCAGUGUGUGCAGCCAGCCCAGCGACGGCGGCCAGCUGGGCACCAGCGCCUCCCUGUUUAGCUCCCCAGCCUCUCCCGGCCCCGGGUCCCCAGCGCCGGGAGACAGUGUCGUAGGUACCGGCCCCUCUACCUCUCUGGAUGCCGCCUCUCCGGACCAAGCACCUCAUUCCUGCACCCAGGAGGCAGCAACAGGAGGAGGCGGGUUCACCAGCUUGGCCCGCCACGCUCGUGCAAGCCUCACGCCAGCUCUCUUUAGCCUUACGGAUUCGGAGAACCCUGAGGAUUCUGAGUUUGGGACAGGCGGGAAGGAUAUGCGGGAGUCCCGCUGUGCAAGGGAACUGAUGGGGAAGAGGCUGGAGAGCCUCGCUUUGUCAAGCAGGCGGAGGAAGAGGGCCACAGACAAGGGCUCUUGUCGAGAGACUGGGGCUCAAGGGGCUGUUCCGACAGAAUGUGGGGAGGCCAGUGGUUGCAGGAGCUGCAAAGGACCCGGGAACACCAACAGGCCUGAGAGAACUGGGCCAGGCCAGAAAAGGAAACAUCGGGAGGCAGUAGAAACCUCCCUCCUCCAUCACCACCAGUUUAAGAAGGGCCACAGGCCGGGCAAAGAUUCACUCCUUACCCAGGACCUGACUCCAUUACAGAAUGACUGCUCUUGGACCAAAGCCAGGGCUUCCUUCAGUUUCCAUAAGAAAAAGAUCGUGACCGCUGUGUCAGAAGUGAGCAACAACGCCACUACCAGUUCUCCCCCGGCGUCCUUCGUGUCAGAAUAUUCAAACCCUUCUGUCCUGAACAAAACAACCAGCAGUGCCCCAUCCCCUUGGCACUCCUCUUCCAUGUAUUUGCUCACCCCCUUAAAGACACUGCAUGUCGCAGACCAAAAGGCAUCUGAUGCUGAAAAGGUUUAUAGGGAAUGCGACCAGGAGGGUCCUGUCCCCUUUAGCGCUUGCCUUUCCACGGAGGAACUGGAAAGCUGUGAGAAGAUUGGGGAAGGAGUGUUUGGGGAAGUGUUUCAAACAACUGCUAAUUGUACACCAGUAGCCCUAAAAAUCAUUGCUAUUGAAGGACCGGAUUUAGUCAAUGGAGCCCACCAGAAAACUUUUGAGGAAAUCCUCCCCGAGAUCAUCAUCUCCAAAGAGUUGAGCCUCCUGUCUGAUGCUGCAUGCCACCGCACAGAUGGCUUUAUUGGGCUGAACUCAGUGCACUGUGUUCGUGGACCUUACCCUCCCUUGCUCCUCAAAGCCUGGGAUCACUAUAACUCAACCAAAGGGUCUGCAAAUGACCGGCCUGACUUUUUCGACCAAGACCAGCUCUUCAUUGUGCUUGAAUUUGAAUUUGGAGGAACUGACUUAGAGCAAAGGAGAAAGACGCUGUCCUCCAUAGCUACUGCGAAGAGCAUUCUGCACCAGCUCACCGCCUCCCUUGCCGUUGCAGAGGCAUCGCUGCACUUUGAGCACCGAGACUUACACUGGGGGAAUGUGCUGUUAAAGAAAACCAGCCUCAAGGAAGUCCACUACACCCUCAGCGGGAAGACAGGUACUAUCCCCACCUGUGGGCUGCAAGUCAACAUCAUUGACUACACCCUGUCGCGCUUGGAGCGGGAUGGGGUUGUGGUUUUCUGUGACAUUUCCAAGGAUGAGGACCUUUUUACAGGUGAAGGUGACUACCAGUUUGAGAUCUACAGGCUAAUGAAGAGGGAGAACAACAACUGCUGGGGUGAAUAUCACCCUUACAGCAACGUGCUCUGGCUACAUUACCUCACAGAUAAGAUUCUGAAGGAAAUGGUCUUCAAGAGGAAAUGUAACACCCCUGCCUUGAAGCAAAUAAAGAAAGACAUCGUGCAUUUCCAUGGGACAAUGCUGAACUUCAGCUCUGCCACUGACCUGCUCUGCCAACACAGUCUAUUUAACAGCCAGUGACCGCAUCAGCAGCUUACGCAAGGACUCUCUGCCCAGGGCCUGAAGCGGGAAUGGAGCCAGAGUUAGAAAGGAAACCUCCUACUUCCUGGAGACUGGAGAUGCAAUUUGCAGAAGUCAGAGCUUGACACUCCGACUGGGUCAAUAGUUUGGGGCAAAGUUUUUUGGAUUUUCUCUAGUUUUGUUUUUAAUAUAGACAAGUAGCCUGCUCUCUUUCACCCAACCCAGUGAGCGUGAGCAAGGUUAAACUAUAAGCUCCCAGCUAGAACUCAUUCUCUGGAAACAUCUGUGUGCUUAAACUAAUACCAAAGCACGCCUCCUCGUCCAUUUUAUCAGUGGAGUAAAAAAUGUCUUUGCCAAACCAUCAAAGUAAUCAUUGAUUCAGGUAAGAAUCAUGAAUGGAUGUUAAACAGGAUACAUUCAUAAUCUCCAAGCAUCGCCUAUAAGAUUCUUAUUCAUGACCAGGGGAAACGGCACCAGUCGUGGGACAAAGCAGUGUGCCCCUGACAUGACACCUAGAAGGACCAACUUCACUUCUAUAAUAUUCUUGCCCAAAAUGCACAAUCUAAUCUAAUCGUGAGGAAACAUCAGACAAAUUCAAGUUGAGAAACAUUCUACAAAAUAACUGGCCUGUAUCCUUCGGAAAUGUUGAAGUCAUUAAAGACUGAGAAACUGCUCCAAAUUAAAGGAGAGCAAAGAUAAGUGAUGACAAAAUGCAAUAAAUGAUGCCAGACCGGCAGAAAAAGUUUUUUCUUUUGCAAUAAAGGACAUUAAUAGGACAACUGAUAAGAUUUAAAUAAAUUAGGUAAUAGUAUUUUAUUAUUAUUUCCUGAUUUUGAUCAUUGCACUGAGGUUUUGUAAGAGAAUGUCCUUGAUUUUAGGAAAUAGAUACUGAAUACUGGAGGGUAAGGCAUCAAAUCUAUAACUUACUCUCAAAUGGUUCAGAAAUAUAAAUGUAUAUAUGUGUGUAAUUUGUAUAUAUGUAUAUGUACUGUCUAUAUAUAUCGAGAAAGAAUGGUAAAGCAAUGUGAAUAACAAAACGUGCAGAUGUUAACAUUUUGGAAAUCUGGAUAAAGAAUGUAUGGGGAGCCCGGCCAGCAUGGUUCAGUGGUUGAGCAUCAACUCAUGAACCAGGAGGUCAUGGUUCGAUUCCUGGUCAGGGCACAUGCCCGGGUUGCAGGCUGGAUCCUCAUUGUAGGGCGUGCAAGAGGCAGCUGAUCAAUGAUUCUCUCUCACCAAUGAUGUUUCUAUCUCUCUCCCUACCCCUCCCUCUCUGAAAUCCAUAAAAAAUAUAUAUUUUUAAAAAGAAUGCAUGGGGAUUAUUUUGGAGUGUGCUUAUAACUUUAUAGUAAACCAACUUAAUCCAAAAUAAAGAUUUUUAAAAUAUAUAUAUAAUUAGUGAUUAUCUGCUUAUUGACAAAACUUUAUUACAUUAAUUCUCCCAAUCUUUUUCUCAUCUAACUU